AUGGACCCCUCAUCGCCGGCCAAGAGACGCGCCCUCGCGCCCCUGGACGCGAACGUGAACGCGAUGUCGCCCACCAAGAUGCACAAGCACAGCAAGGUGCCCGGCUCGCCUCGCAAGAACCCCAUCAAGACGCCCUUGGGUCUCAAGAGGCCCCUCGCCGCCGUUGUCUUUGACGAGAACGCCGUCGCGAAGAAGAAGCAGUGCCAGGAGCCUGCCGCCGCUGCACCCGUCUCGGUGUCUGCGUCUGCAACUACCAGUGCAUCUGCUCUCGCGCCGGUGCAUGCGUCUGCCGCUACUCCUACGGCUGCUGCACCUACAACUACGCCCGAGGACACAACCGCGUCCACCUCUACACCCACGCCGACUCCCGCCGCGCCCGCACAAACGGAGAUGGACACGAGACCCGACGUGAAGGAACAUCAGAGCGAGCAACAAGAACAGUACGAGGAACAGAAGCAGAACGACGAACAACGGGAACAAGGACAACUAGAGAAGAAGCAACCCCACGAGGAGCAUCGGCAGACGCAGCAGACGUUGCGGAAUCCAUCCGCGUCCCCCGACACGUCGUCUGUAUUCGACAACUCCACCAUGGACACAUCGCAGGAGAACACGACCAUGCUCACAGAGCCCGACGCAGAGCAGGCCGUCAGGACUUUGCCCGCACCGAGGCCUAGGAGGCUGUUGACGCGCGAGGAGGCGCGACAGAAGGCUCGAAUCCUUCGGCUGAAGCUCGGCCUCGCGAACUACAAGCUCCAGACGGGACAGGAGAACGUGCCCCUCGAUAGGCUGGAGGUGAAGCCGCGGCCAGGACAGCAACAAGAGAUCACCCGUGAGAGGGCGUUGCCGAGGGUCACAGUGCAGCCGCCUUCCAGCCGCGACGGGCCUCUGGAGAAGGAGACUGAGGAGACGAGCGACACGAAGCAACGCGACAGGGAUCCGGAACCUGUAACCGAAGCCGAGAAGACGACGGAGCAGGCCGAGGCUGAAAAGACGGCGCUACCGCGUUUGGAGACGGUCGAGACAGGAACUGCCGAAGAGGGACACGAGCCAACAAGUGCUGUCUUUGGCGGUGUUGCGAGCAGCCUGCUCAGUUUGGCGCGGGGAUCUUCGUCUGUGUCGUCGCCAUAA
Messenger RNA from Colletotrichum spaethianum, 1128 nucleotides. RefSeq lists its product as uncharacterized. NCBI's taxonomy places the organism in Eukaryota, Fungi, Ascomycota, Sordariomycetes, Glomerellales, Glomerellaceae. The transcript has 3 exons. The record is from RefSeq and is a predicted model, not a curated record. The coding region runs from base 1 to 1128 and encodes 375 amino acids.